CUGUCAUUUUUUUUUAUCUAGGUCUUCCGCUGGUACACUUCUCUGCGUAGACCGAGAAGCAGCGGGAGGAAGGGGGGGACAUCGGUUUUGAGACCCAAACGCGGGUAUAUAAGCUAGGUAAGGAACGGACCAGAGGUUGAGUCGCGCACACGCGUACGCACUAGUGAAUUUUUUGCCCCCCUCGUCUCUGUCUCUAUUAAUCUUCAUCCGACAUGAAGCUGGUUAUCGUCCUCUUCGCCGUGGUGGCCGCAGUCAGUGCCUAUCCAGGCUACGAGCAUCACGAGCCCGAGCAUCACCACCAGGAGAUCCACGUGGCCCAGCCACAUCCGAUCCCGCCGCUGCACCCCAAGCCGCUCCAUCUCAAGGUGCACAGCGAGUCCACCAAGAUACACUACGAUCAUCCGCACAUCCCGCAUCCCCAUCUCAUCGGCUACGAGAAGUACCACGAGCCCGAGAUCGAGGUCAAGCCCGUGCAUCACGGACACGGCUGGGAAUGA
Trichogramma pretiosum is the source of this 497-nucleotide messenger RNA. RefSeq names its product histidine-rich glycoprotein-like. NCBI's taxonomy places the organism in Eukaryota, Metazoa, Arthropoda, Insecta, Hymenoptera, Trichogrammatidae. Bases 213 to 497 code for a protein of 94 amino acids. The transcript has 3 exons. The record is from RefSeq and is a predicted model, not a curated record.